AUGUCCUCUUCAAGCAGUGAGAAUGAAGAUGGUACUCAACCAAAUAGAAACAACACUGGCAAUAAUAACAAUAAUAACCAUAACAAUUGGAAUAAUCCAUUAGAAGCAUUAAAUAGAAUAUUAAGUGAUGGUACAGCUUCUCUUCAAGAAACAAAUUUAAAUAAUGAUAAUGAUGAUAAUGAUACAGAUGUUCUGUUUAGUGGUACUAUUGCUCAAGGGAUUCCAGGAUUUUCUGUAACAAUUGGAAGAACAAAUAUAUCAAAUAAUAAUAUAAAUGGACCAACAACUGAAGAUCCAGUUUUCAAUAUUAAUAAUAUACCAAAUAAUUUAAGAGAAAUUGUGGAAACUUUUUUAAGAGAUAGAUCAAAUGGUAGUGGAAGAAAUAAAAAAGCUACAAAAGAUGCUAUAAAACAUUUAAAAAUUGUGGAACCGUUAUCUUUAAAAGAAUCUGAUAGAAUUUGUUCAAUUUGUUAUGAAGAUUAUGAUAAUGUUGAAAUUAAAAAUAAUGAAGAUGAAGGUGAUGAAUUAAAUGAUGAAAAUAAUUUAAAAAAAUUAGAAUCAAUUUAUAAAAAAACUCGUCAAAUUAUGAAUGAUGAUCCUGAAAUUUUAAUACCUCAUGAUUCUUUAGCUCAAAAUUAUAGUAAAUAUCAAAGAUUUGUAAAAGAACCAGAUCAUAAUGAAGAAUCAGAUCAACAUAUCCCUGUUCAAAUGCCAUGUGGUCAUAUUUUUGGUCGUUCUUGUUUAAUUGAAUGGUUAAAAGAACAUGUUUCAUGUCCAUUUUGUCGUCGUGAAGUUGAAGCUCAAUCAACAAAAGAUUCGAAAUCAAAAAUAAAUUCAGCUUAUAGAAAUCCAAGACUUGCUCCUGCAAAUUGGGCUGGUGAUGAAUUAAAUUUAUUUGAUGAUCCUCAAUUACCUUUCCCUCAUGGUACAAGAACAACUUCAAAUAGAGGUAAUUUUUCAUUUUUUGGAAAUUCAAUCUUCAAUUAA
Molecule: messenger RNA, 987 nt
Organism: Hansenula ciferrii
Lineage: Eukaryota; Fungi; Ascomycota; Saccharomycetes; Phaffomycetales; Wickerhamomycetaceae
Product: DNA repair protein
Exons: 1
Coding region: 1-987 (328 amino acids)
Source: RefSeq, a predicted model, not a curated record